UAGAACCUGCAUGCUAUCACAUUAUAAUGAAGUAUGAUGCAAGUGUUUCCUCUGUAACUGUUGUCUGAGACACGACAGGUACUCGACCAAACUUCUCAUAAAAAGAUUUCAGACUUUAAUGGUUUUCAAUGCUGCCACCUGUUCUACUUCAGCGCAGUUCUCUAAAUUAAGAACGUCUCGCCAUUUCCAGGUGUAGUUUGAGGGUAAACAUGAUGCCACUUUCAGCUGACUCCACCUUCAGACGUCUAAGCUGUAUAAAGAAGGUAGAAUCUGUUUCUCCCUCUCUCUUUCUCUCCCACUAAAAGUCUUAAGCGGGACCUUGAGCCAACGAGAUCCGAUAUCGCCUCCGUCUCAGGAGGGUUGAACCUGCGGACACAGAGGGCCUUCUAUCCCCGACGAGUCCCUGGAAGAGAGGGUCUUUCUCAGCUCUUUCUUCAUCCCCAGCUGCGAACCAUGUACUCUGCAGGCUUGGAGAUCCUCGGUAUGAUCCUCGCGGUGGCCGGGUGGCUGGGGGUGAUGGUGGCGUGCGGCCUGCCCAUGUGGCGGGUGGCCGCCUACAUCGGUCAGAACAUCGUCAUCUCCCAGGUGAUCUGGGAGGGUUUGUGGAUGAACUGCUCGGUGCAGAGCACGGGCCAGAUGCACUGCAAGGUGCACGACUCCAUGCUGGGACUUCCUGUGGACCUGCAGGCAGCUCGUGCUUUGGUCAUAGUCUCCAUGGUGCUGAGCAUCGUGGGCAUUUGUCUGUCAGUGGCCGGCGCAAAGUGCACCAACUGCAGCCGGGAUGUGAGCAGUAAACCCCGACUGGUGGUGACUGCUGGAGUGAUCUUUCUGGUGGCUGGACUGCUGCUGCUGGUGGCCGUUUCCUGGACGGCUCAUGCCAUCGUUCUGGGUUUUUACGACCCGCUGCUGGAGGAGACGGGGAAGAGGGAGUUUGGUAACGCGCUGUACUUCGGCUGGGCUGCCUCCUGCCUGCUCAUCCUAGGCGGAGCCCUGCUCUGUUGCUCCUGCCCGACGAAAACCCCUACAGCAGCAAGUAAUGGCUCUAUGCCCCCCCGGGUGGACUAUUCACCGGUCAAGACCGUGUCAGUCAACGGAUACACCAGAAGAGACUAUGUAUGAACAAGUGACGGGAGGGCGCAGACAAAGAGACAUGACCAGUGUUAGCAAUGUUUGUGCUCAACAGAUGAUGUGUCAUGGGUCUUCAUACAGCAGUUUGGACAUUAAGUAUGAAUCACUGAUGCAUGUCUUAUGUCUUUUUUUUUUAGCAUUUAGUGUUUGUUGUUGAUUCUGUUUCAAACAUGAAUACAUUUUAUUUGAAGAUUUUCACAUUUUUCUAUAAAAUAUGAAGCUCUUUCCUGAUAAGAGUACAUUCACAUAAUGUCCAUGCUGAUCAUGUGUGAUCAAUGCUUGCUUUACAAUCAAAGGUUGUAAAUGAAUAAAUAAAAACUUUUCAA
Molecule: messenger RNA, 1454 nt
Organism: Labrus mixtus (cuckoo wrasse)
Lineage: Eukaryota; Metazoa; Chordata; Actinopteri; Labriformes; Labridae
Product: claudin-4-like
Exons: 1
Coding region: 454-1119 (221 amino acids)
Biological process (GO): bicellular tight junction assembly; cell adhesion
Cellular component (GO): plasma membrane; bicellular tight junction
Molecular function (GO): structural molecule activity
Source: RefSeq, a predicted model, not a curated record